Messenger RNA from Corticium candelabrum, 22794 nucleotides. RefSeq lists its product as uncharacterized. The annotation marks the transcript as partial. Gene Ontology annotation, biological process: adherens junction organization; multicellular organism development; cell morphogenesis. Gene Ontology annotation, molecular function: calcium ion binding; cadherin binding. Gene Ontology annotation, cellular component: adherens junction; plasma membrane; catenin complex. NCBI's taxonomy places the organism in Eukaryota, Metazoa, Porifera, Homoscleromorpha, Homosclerophorida, Plakinidae. The transcript has 6 exons. The record is from RefSeq and is a predicted model, not a curated record.
AUGGCCACUUCGGCUGUCGAACUUGCCUCAAUUACCGUGCAAUGGAAAGCUGUCAAUGCAAUAUCAAAACAGCUAAAGAUUGAAAGCGUCGUCAACAGCUGGAACCUCUCCAUCAUUCCGGUUAACGACACUUUCUUCAUGCCCGUAGACAGAUUCAGAGAACCAGUAGACAUGCGUUUUCUCUUCACGAGGAAGCAAAUGACCGGAAAGGCCACCGGAUGUGACAUGCAGUCUUGGAGUGCGAACUUGGAGUACCGCAAGUCAACGGUACCCAUUGGUGGAUGGAUUCCAAUAAUGUAUGCACACUCGCAAUAUCACGUCGGUACUGGUCAUCAGUACCUGUUGAUUCAAGAUGCUGUAGAUGCCGCUAAACCAGACGCAACGAUUAUACUCCAUCCUGGAUCUUACAGUGGACGAGUCGUCGUCAGCAAGGCGGUGCGCAUUCAGUCUUCGGGUGAUGUCCAGUCGACAAUUGUGACCGGUUCGUGGGAAAUCAGAAAUGACGUUAUAGUAUCAGGAAUUACGUUUUUCAUUUCUCACCAUAUGUGUGCUCUGUAUGUCGACAGUGGUAGGACUACUGUAACAGACUGUACCAUCAUUGGACCGUAUCGUCGUGUAGGUCGGAGACAAAGCAUUGGAAUCAAAUUUGGUCAAACCGUGGAAAAGCCUUUCGUCUUCAACAACAAAUUUUCCUCUUGGCAUCGAGCGGUGGAGCUGCUUGGUGGAAGCUACGACGGAGCGAUUGUCGGUAAUGUGUUUGAGGAUAACGAGCGAGCGUUGGUUGUGGAGCAUGCGGCAAGAUUGACAGUUGAACGAAACACGUUUGUAGGGAACCACUACGGGUUUGAUCUUUCAGAGGAAGUUGGAUUUUCGUACAAUAUAACGAUUCGCAGAAACAAAUUCGAUAGAAACAGGAAGUCUCUUCGUCAUCUGGUGUGGAGUUGGAUAGGUACCGCGAUGCGGGAGAAAAUCGAUGCCAGACACAACUUCUGGGUCCAAGGAAGACCGACCACAGCUGCCUCCUACUGGGAAGAUGGUGACAUUUAUCCUGGUGUGAAGGGUCUUCGAGGGUUUCUAGUUGAUCCUGUGUUGGACGAGAUGGUAUCUGCUGUAGAUUUCCCACCAGUUGCUGCCCUCAGCACACGUGGAAGAUGUGAUGUCCGUUGGACUGGUAAACGGUGGUUUGUACAGCCUGACGCCUUGUCUUAUGCUGUUGCUAUUGCACCUCGACACUCUGUGAUUCAUGUUCAUCCAGGAAGCUACCAUGGCAGUAUAGUGAUCAACAAGAGUGUGACAGUGGCUGCUACCGGUCAAAUAUCUAAAACUGUUUUCCACGGUCAGUUUGUGAUCACGAGUGGUGUUCAGGUGAGGAUUGUAGGGCUAACUAUUCAAACAAAGAGAAACAAUGCUAUCACUCUGAAAGACCAGGGCAGUAUUCUCACUGUAGAGAACUGUGUAUUCCUCUAUGAUUCUGCAAAUUCAUACAAGCUGUCUCAGUCAGUGGCUUUGGAAGUCGAUUCAAGCGCAAAAAACAGCAUUCUGUUGCUCAGCAGUGUUCGAUUCACCGGUUGGACGUCAUCCGUCUAUGUAAACGGCGCUUUGUCAACCAUCUCCAUUCAUCACACAGACUUUUCAGACUGCAGCAAAGCUGUUGAGAUGGUAGAUCCCGCAACUGUCAAUUUUACGGACAACAGUUUGAUGAACUGUCGAGAAGGUAUCGUAGUUCUUGCACACAGUCCAACUCAGUCAAAGUUUCACCUAUCGCGAAACAAUUUCAUUGAAGUAGCGAGAACGGUGUCCAUACAAGGAAAGACACUGACGCACUUUUGGACGGCCGACAAAAACUUCUGGUUCCCGGCAGCAACGCUGGCCGUUUCUGUUUUGAUGGAUGAUAGAUCAAGUAAUGACAUAUUGUCACCAUUGUUGGAACGGCAGCUGAGACUGAACCAGUCUGCGACAAAGAAUGUAUUUGUUCCUCACACCUAUUCGCCAGUCCAUUCCGUCUUUGCCAUCAACGCGGGAUUUCAGUAUAUUCAAGAUGCAGUCCGAUUUGCUAACCCAUGGGACACGGUUGUAGUUCGGUCAGGUGUGUAUUCUAAUGCACAUGUUCACAUCACCAAGGCUUUGAAGAUGACCGGAGAGGGUUUGCCCGUUUUACUUGGCUCCAUCACAGUCUCUCAUAGUCACGUGAUUCUUGCUGGUUUGAAGGUCCAUUGUGUUUCAGACUGGCAACACAAUGCAAGUUGCAUCCAUGUUGAUAUGGGUGUCUCACACGUUACCUUUAUUGACUUGCACCUUAAUGGAUCGACCAAUCAAAACGUCACAGGAAUACGUGAUGGUGGCCAAGGUUCAGUUCGCUUUGGCCUAUUCUCCAGUGUCUUCGUACAGUUUCAAACUGCAGUUUAUCUUCCACGGUUCACGGAAAAUGUCAUAAUCGAAGGCAAUCAGUUUGUGUCCUGCGACAGAGCUGUUGUAGUGCAUAGCAAUAGCAGUGCACGAAUACAAGGAAAUGAGUUUCAAAGUGGAUGUAAGGUGGUAAUCAAGAGUGCUAAAUAUACGUCGAAGUCCCGUGUAGUUGUAGGUCACAACAACUUUGGUGUGGGUAGUUUGAUAGUGUACGAAGGCACUGCGGGCAAAACUGGCGUCCACAAAAAUUACUGGGCCGAGUACUCAUCUCUGACUAACUUGAUUUCCGUGCGACCACUGCAGUUGCCUCAACCAGCCGAUCUAGCAACUUUCAGACUCCAAGCUGCUGCUUGUUUCAAAUACGAGGGAAUUCAGAUCUUCAACGUUGCUCAUGACGCCCCGACUCUUCCGAAAAACUCUUUAUGGCCGGACCGUCUCGUUGUUGCUGCUGGAGCGUCUCUACGACUAGUAGCUGCUGUUGAAGUCAGAAAUCAGAUGUGUGCGUCGAACAUGGUGUGGUACGAGUGGAAACUAAACGAUAGCAUUAUCCAGGUUGGAAGAAGUCCAGUACUUCUUAUUCGCAAUGUGGCCACACAUCAGCAAGGACAGCUUUCCUACACUGCCUUGACUGACGGAGGUUCAGUGACGUCCCCACCGACCAUGAUCGUUGUGAGAUUCUGUAGGAGAGGAAGUCCCAGUUUAUCCCACUUACUGUACGACGUGAUGGUUGUUGAAGGUCGAGCUUUUUCGUUGAGGUGUCCGAUUUGUUUUGCCUCUGUAGUAGCGAAUCUGAACGUGACGUGGCAUAAAGACGAUUCGUCUCAACCCAGCUUCUCCGGCUUGGUAUGGAAGAUAACAACUGCAGUAAAGCAAAACGAAGGACGAUAUCAUUGCAAGGUUGUCUACUCAGGACAGACAAUAGUUUCGAAUGCUGCAAGAGUAACCGUGGAAGGAAAACCUCGGUUCAUCGGUCGGACUCGACUGAGGGCAGAAGAAAACAGUCCACCCGGAACGCCAGUUGGUGACGCAGUCUCUGCCGUUGACAGUGAUAUCGGACAAGUCUUGCGGUAUCAGAUCUCCGGAGGUUCGGGAAAGCUCCAUUUUGCAAUCGAUCAGAAAUCAGGUCAAGUUUUCGUAGCAUCCUGGAAUUUGGACCGUGAAACUACCGACUUGUAUGAUCUGAUAAUCACUGCUACUGACGACAGCAUCUUCAACCACAGUACCGCAGUCAAUGUGUCGAUAGAAAUCACGGAUACAAUCGAUUCGCCUCCUCGAUUUGCGGAAGACUUUGCUGUUCGGCGCAUUUUUGAAGAUGCCAAGAAAGGAACUCUUAUUUAUCGACCGACCGUAAUGGACGACGACAUGGAAGACUAUGCGCGGAUGGAACUUGUUGAUGGUGAUGACGACAAAAGUGUUUGCCGUAAGUUUAUUUGGGAUGCCGAAAGACAGGCUGUCGUGGUGUCUGGUUGUCCCUUCAACGUCAGCGAUCGGUCAGUGUAUGUGCUUACCCUCCAGGCAAUCGAUACCGCAAACUUGUCUGACUUUAUGGUAAUAAAUGUAAUAGUUGAAAGAUUCGAAAUUCUCUUCUCACCGCUCAACUAUACCAUCGAGUUGGAAGAGAACACAAUUCCAGUCGAGUACAUAUUGCAAGUUUUCGUCCUUCCCGAUGAAACGAUCAACUCCACUGCGCUUGAUUUUAGUCUCUCUGGACAGGGAUAUAAGCAUUUUCGAGUAGACAGCCAAGGAAAGAUUUUCGUUGUUCACCCGGUUGACUUUGAGCAGUCAAUGAAAUACAGCCUAUCUGUGUCAGCAUAUGAUGGUCGAAUGGUGUCGAGAAACCCCGCAGAAGUAGUUGUUCUCGUCAAGAAUGUCGAUGACAAUCCUCCCACGUUUCUCUGGACGUCUAGGAAUGUUACAGUACGAGAAAACGCUCCACCGACGAUGAUUUUGGAAAUACAGGCAUCAGAUCCGGACAGCAAUUCCAACACUUUGUCUUUCAGUUUGUUGGACGAGAGUCUUCCCUUCGCCUUGAAGAAGUCAGGUGCGCCAAACAGAGUCGUUUUGUACAACACACAGUCACUCGACGCAGAGAAGACCGACCUCCACCAUAUCAUUGUCACUGUUCACGAUCAAGCCAACAACUCAGCAGUCGAACAUGCUAAGAUCACCGUGUUUGUCGAGGAUGAGAAUGACGAAGUACCCGUAUUUCAGGUCGAGUUGUACGAAGCAGUGACGAUGGAAAACACCAAUGACGUAAUACUGACCGUGCUAGCAGUUGAUACAGACGUGUCGGAGAAUUUCAGUAAGCUCGUCUACCGCAUUAUUGUCAAAGAGAACGUACCUCUAAGCAUCGAUGCCAACUUUGGUUCGAUCACUUUUGAUUACCCACAUGAUUACGAAACUGACGAAAGAAAUUACAACUUUAAAGUGAUUGCAACCGAUCGUGGUGGUCGUGAAUCGGUUCCAGUUGAAGUACUUAUCACUGUAACAGACGUUAACGACAAUGCUCCUCGAUUUCAUGGUCAGCUAUUCCGGCAGGUUUAUGUUUUAGAAAACACGCUGCCCGAGAAGCAUCACCAAGAGACAGCCAACAUCCUUUUUCAGCUCAAAGCGUUUGACGAUGAUGAAGUGUCUCGUUCGCUGGACUACAUUGUUGAGGAUUAUUCUCAUCUGUUUGCUGUCGAUCAUAACGGCUAUCUCUGGUUGAAAAGGCCACUCGACUACGAAAAUCAGUCGAGCUUCAACGUGAGCGUGUCUGUGUCUGAUGGAGAACUGAUGGCAGUGGAUCCGGUGAUUGUUCACGUGCAAGUGGUCGAUGUAAAUGAAUAUUCACCCUUCUUUUCUAGACGUCACUUCUCCGCGUCCGUCAAGGAAAAUACAUUCCCCACAGGUCGCUGGCUCAACGUCUCUGCAGCAGAUGCCGACGGUGGACAAUUUGGUCAAGAAUUGGUUUAUGACAUAGAGACAGCGGAGCAUAAAGAGCUAUUUGUUAUCAACAGUAAAGGGGUCGUGAGUCUGACAAGACAGCUUGACUUCGAAAGCGAUUCACGUAACGUAUCCUUCAUAUUGACUGUGUCUGAUUCAGGGAACAGAUCAGACUCUGCAAUUGUCAAUAUAAUUGUCCUAGAUGAAAACGAAUUCUCACCCGUUUUCAACUCGAAAAGCUACCAUAUCUCACUUCCCGAGAAUCGUCCAGAAGCGGAUGUCCUACUAAAGGUUAAGGCCUACGACAGAGAUGGUGGUGAAGUAUUUGGUUCUGUGCUAUAUUAUCUAGAAAGAAAGGAAGUGCCGUUUACGCUUGAUCCUAAAACUGGGUACCUGUUUGCUUCAAGGAGUUUUGACUUUGAAGCAGAAACAACACUACACUAUAAUCUCGUUGUACGAGUCAGUGACGGAGGUGGGCGCUCAGACUACUGCACCGUUUCAGUUAGCGUAACGGAUGUGAACGAGUUCAACCCGUAUUUUGAGGACCACUUACUUACUCUGAAUCUUUCAGAGAAUGUAGCAGUGGGAAGUGUGCUCGUAUUAGUAUCGGCCAAUGACGAAGACGGCGGCAACGUGUACGGUACCAUCCGAAAUUAUACCGUCGUCUUUAACGCGCCAAUUUCCAGGGCACCGUUCAUUGUACACGCUGACGGGAAUCUGGUUCUAAAUCAAAAUUUGGAUUUCGAGAAUGGCGACCGUUUCUUUCGAGCAGAAGUAGUAGGGUACGAUGGCGGCGGCUUACCGACCUCUCAGUCACUACUGCUACAUGUCACUGUCCUCAACGUCAAUGACAACGCGCCUUACUUUAAAACGACAUUGUUCAACUUCACAGUUGUAGAGAAUAUGAUUCCGACCGAUCCAAUUGGUUUCCUUCAAGCAACUGAUCCAGACGGUAAUUUGAGCUUCUUAUCGUAUGUGGUACACGAAAGAGUAGAUAACAUGUCAUUGGACGUGAAUUCGAGUGGAGCUGUAACUCUAAUCAGUGCCCUUGACUACGAAUCGAGUAGUUCCGUGGUCUUCAACGUUACGGCAAAUGACGGAGUCUUUAAAUCCACUAAUCUGGCUAUGGUUGUGAUCCACGUCCUUCCGGUGAACGAUCGAGCACCUAAUUUCUUAGUGACACAUUACACAGAAAGCUUGCAAGAAAACGCUCCUCCGGGAAGUCUCAAUCUUUCCAUUCGUGCCGUCGAUUCGGAUCGACGGGGACACAAAAACGAAGGUGGAAUAAUCAAAGCGUACCGGAUAUUGGAGACUUCUUUACCAUUUCAAGUAACGACUCUCAACCAGAUAGGAUACAUCACCAAUACACACGUCUUUGACUACGAAGAAGACAAGCAUAGCUACUCGUUUACCGUUGCUGCCGUCGACGAGGGAGACUUAGUCUCUGCAGUACCUGCUCAGGUUGUCAUCACGAUUACUGACAAAAACGAUCACAGGCCCGUGUUUGCUCAAAAAGCUUAUCGUGUAGAAGUCGACGAGGGAGACACCUUUAGAAUCUCAGUCAAAGCUUACGACGCCGACAGAAGUCCUGACUACAGUCUGGUGGAGUAUGAGCUCGUCUCUCCGGAUCCACGAAUCAAAUUGUGGCGGAACGGAACGAUUGAUGGAGUUGGACCGUUUGACUACGAAACUCCACCUAAUAUCAUUUAUGCGUCUGUCGUCGCUAGAGACAUGGGUGGGCUGUCGGAUACCGUGACAGUAAAGGUAAUCGUUUCUGAUGUCAACGACCAUCCACCUGUGUUCAAUCAAAGCGUCUACAGGGUGUCGGUCCCCGAGUCGACGACGAUUCAUUCGGUUAUCUUGACCGUACACGCGAUCGAUCUCGACGCGAGUCCUCAGUUUGGUGGAGAAAUUAUGUACUACACAAAUGAGACCGAACAAUUGUUUCUUGUUAAUUGGCAUACAGGUGAUAUUUAUCUGGCAACAGAGCUGGACUACGAAAGCGGAGUGAUGGUGUAUCGAACAACACUCGUUGCACGUGACCAAGGCGGGUUGUCCGGUACGGCAGUGUUGGAAGUCGAAGUCGUCGGAGUCAACGACAAUCGUCCUGUAUUCAUCGAAAAUAUGAUUUCUAUUGAGGUGGUAGAAAGCAACAUGCAAACGCUCGACAAGGAACGUAAGCAGAUAGUGGCUCAGUUGACGGCUACUGACCUCGAUGGAGACGCGGUCUCGUUCGAACUCGCAGGCGAAGACAGCGUGCCGUUCUCUAUCGAAUCAAACGGAUCGGUUGUUCUUUAUGAUAAUAUCGAUUAUGAGACGCACGAUCACUAUCACCUCUUCGUAUAUGCCACCGACGGAGAGUUACGAUCGCAGCGUCCGGCAUUCCUCAACAUUAUAGUUAUCAAUGUGAAUGACAACAAGCCAAUAUUUCAAAAGUUGAGGUACGUUUCAAAAGUGUACGAGAACACAGAACAGGGCAAUCCCUUGUUCCAACUGAAAGUGUUUGAUCCCGACGGAAACCUGACCCGGAUUUCCUAUGUUGUCCGCGGUGGUACUAUAGGACCCGUGGAAAUUAAUGAAGAGGGAAGUGUGUACCUUAACGACGUUUUGGACUAUGAAAGUUUACCGGAGGCUGAGCUCAUUGUGUUUGCAUACGAUGGAUUGUUCAUCUCCGAAGUGGGCGCACUCAUCAGAGUAGAGGUAGUGAACACUAACGACAACUGGCCCAUUUUCGAUCCCACUUUCUAUAACGUUACGAUUAAAGGAGAUCUUGCGGCACAGAGUAUUCGAGUGCUUCUAAAGGCAACAGACGAAGACAUGGACGAUAUUGAUUCAGUGCAAAGUGGAAGCGGGAGUGGGAGUGGGAAUGGGAGUGGAGGAAGCAACGGAGAUGAUCAAGAUCAAGAAACAUUUACAAACCUCAGCCAUGCUUAUGGCCAAAUUAUGCGAUUUGGUAUUUUGACAAACCCGUUUUACAUUCCCUAUAAUCAUCUAGAAAAUAUGCUACCUUUCACAUUGAAAGUUCACGCAUACGAUGGAGGAGGUUUGAGAUCUUCGGACCCCGCCAUAGUAAGAAUUCGCCGUCAUCAUAACCCCCAGAGCAAGACAGAUACCGAAUUCUCACCAGUAUUUGAAUUGGAGCAAUACUACAAGGAGAUACCAGAGAAUUCGACCGGCGUUGUGUUUACAAUAUACGCAGUGGACAGUCGCCACGGUCAACCAUUAGCCGAAGGACUCGUACGAUACUCUAUUUCUGAUUCACCAUUCGCGAUUGAUCUGUGGAAUGGAACAAUUAGUUUGAAAGAGAUGCAUUACCUCGACUACGAAGAAGGAAGGAACUUUUACAAUCUCACCGUUACCGUAUCGACCGCUUCGAACAUCAGAACAUCUGCCCAAGUCGUUAUCGUCGUGGUAGACCGAAACGACCAUUACCCUUUGUUUGGAAAUCUCAGCUACUCCAUUGCAGUUGCAGAGUCGUUACCGGUAGGCACGUCCAUCUUGAAGUUGACAGCAAAAGAUGACGACUUGAGCGAAGAGUUUUCCACCAUAGCUGAGUAUAGUAUUGUCAAUGCUUCUGUUGAAACACUGCCAUUUCGAAUAGACUCAAAGACUGGGUGGUUAGUUGUAAUCCAGCCUCUUGACUACGAACUAGGACGGCGCAAUUACAAUUUCACAGUAAAGGCAGUCGAUAUAGGAGGACUGUCGGGCUUAGCUGCUGUUCGAGUUGACGUUCUAGAUGUCAACGAUGCUCCACCUUGUCCCUCAGAACGUCUAUACCACGUCGUUAUCAAACCAAGCACUACCAGAAACGACGUGCUGAAUAGAAUCACCGUCGACGACAAAGACGGAUAUUCCGACGACAUGAAGCUGUACUUCUUUCCCGCCACUGAGCUUCUUGUCGUCAAUCCUAAGGGAGAAAUAUUUGUCAACAAACCACCCCACAUGUCUCUAAGUCUUCACGUUUUGGCUGUAGAUGGCAACUUGUCGUGUCCAUCGAUGUCUGACCUAGUCGUCACAGUGUUCAAGUAUGAUGUCAUCAUGCCCGUUUUCAAGUAUACUUUUUGGAAUGCGUCUGUAAAGGAAAACAGUAAAGCUGGUGAAUGGAUGGUUAUCCUUGAAACAACAGGCGACAGCCCUUCUCCAGAUUUAGGUUUCUACGUCGACGGUUGGACGGGUAAUAAAACGUUUAAAGUGGUAGCCACUGAAAUGCGUGUUUCUCUCACAAACAUCCGAUCUCUGGAUGCAGAGAGCGACCCAAUGUACUCGGAGUUGACGGUCACUAUGUUCAAUAAGUCUGAACCACUAGUCAACUCGUCAUGUGUCGUCACUUUGCAGUUGAUUGACGAGAACGAGUAUGACCCUGUUUUUAUCGCCGAUCGUUAUAACGUGACAGUCACUGAAAACUCGCUAAACACCAACAUUUUUCUGCUGGCUACGGACGCCGAUUACAGCGAAAAAUAUAGCAAGCUAACGUACAGCAUUGCGUCUAUGGACGAUGUCAAUCUUCCAUUUGCUGUGAACGCAGAAACAGGAGAAAUUCGGUGCACGCGACCGCUGGACUACGAAUCCGAUCGACAUUAUUUCAAUUUCUAUGGGAUAGCGGCUGAUCAUGGUGAUCGACAGUCGAGUGUGCUGGUAACUGCGUACUUGCACGAUGAAAAUGAGUUUACUCCAGCGUUCGAGAAAACUGUCUAUACGAUAACGGUUCCAGAGGACACUGCGGUUGGUUCGGAGCUGCUAACCGUCGCUGCACAGGACGAAGAUGGAAGCCGACACUUUGGUACGAUUCGCAGCUACGCAUUAGUGGAAAGCAUCGAGACUUCUGGUAUCUUUAGUUUUGCUUCGAGUAGUAGCACGAUCGUUCUAAAUUCACCGUUAAACUACGAGACACGACCAAUAGAGUAUCAACUGAUCGUCACGGCUACGGACGGCGGCAACCUCACAGGAUCGUGUACGGUGAGAAUUGUGAUAGAGGAUACUCCGUCGGCUCCGUGCCCAAUACGGAGAUUUCAACAAGCGAGUGUGCCCGAAAACUCCGGCGAAGGUUUGGUGUUAGCCGUUGUUGAAUUGGAUAGCUAUCCUAAUGAUAUUUGGAAUGUCGUGUUUACUCUUACGCAAGCAAACAAACACGUCGAACUAAGAAAAGGAGACCUCAUUCUCAAGAAUACGUUCGAUUUUGAAAAAGUUCAGAGAGUAAAUGUCUCGAUCCUUGUGAGAUACGGAAGACUCCUAUGUCCGUUUGUCUCUGUCGUCUCUAUUACUGUCUUAGAUGUCAACGAUAAUUCACCCUAUUUCUCUCAACCAGUAUACGAAAUUGAAAUAGAAGAAAACGUAGAAGGACGUAUACUAAGACUAUCAUCAUCUGACAUCGACAGUGGACUGUUUGGCGAGAUAGUGCGGUACGAGCUCACAUCGUCCGUCGAUUUCUUUAAUAUUUCUACCGACGGUGAUUUGAUUCUUACGAGACCGUUAGACUACGACGACGAAUCUGGCAGCAUAUUGUUCGCGAUCUUUGUCACAGCUAUCGAUGGAGGUGGCAUGGAGUCGCAAAUUGCCGCUGAAGUGUUGGUCUAUGUAAUCAAUGUCAACGAUAAUCCUCCUUAUCUGCCGUCUAGUUUCUUCAAUAUUUUGUUGUAUGAGAACAGGUCGUAUGAAAACCAGUCUGUUCUCUACAUAGCUGCUGAUGACGUUGACGGAGAUGACGUGUCUUUGGUAUUUUCGGUGUCAAACCCAUACUUUCAUCUGUCUCCAGACGGUCAUCUGUUUGUGAUCGAAGAGUUGGAUUACGAACGACAGGCAAAACAUGUUUUGACAGCGAUUGCAACAGACGGAAAGUACAACUCUACUGAAGAAGCCAAGAUCAUUGUAGAUGUUAAAAACGUCAACGACAAUCCACCCCGUUUCGAUCGGGAUAUAUAUAAAGGCGGCAUUGUCGAAAAUUCUCCGAAAGGAACAUUAGCUAUUCAACUUCGUGUGUUUGACGAUGACGUGAAGUGCGUGAAUGAGGAAGAAUGUAACUACAACGUAAGACUCUACCUGACCGAAACCGUGCCAUUUGACGUAUCUUUCAACGGUACAGUAGGAAUUAUAUUCACUACAAGAGAGUUGGAUUCCGAAACUGAUCCGUGUUCGUUCCGUUUUGCGGUCAAGGCUAGUGAUAGGGGAGGAUUGGUGUCUACCAAGCAAGCAAACGUCCAUGUCACUGUUCUAGACGAGAACGAAUACAGCCCGGAGUUCAAUGCCGACGUGUAUUUGCUCAAUGUUACAGAGAACAGCUUUCUUGAUCGACUUCAAGUGACGGCCCACGAUCGAGACGGUUGCGGUGUUUCGCAAGACAUCCAUUAUCACAUCGUACCUAAACAAUCAUUUCAAGUUUCACCCAGAGGUUUCGUAACCAACCGAAUUCCGUUUGACUUCGAGACUAUUUCUCGUGAUCUGAACGUGACCGUAGUUGCUACCGACAAUGGUGGAUUAACGGGAGAGACUCUAAUUCGUAUUCGAAUCACAGACGUCAAUGAGUACCCUCCUAUUUUCGACAAAAGCGUCUAUUAUUUCCACGUACCAGAAAAUCAAAGUAAUUUGGAAUUACCGAUUGGUCAAGUGAUUGCUACCGAUGCGGACGGAGGUGACGUCUUCGGAGCAGUUACUGGCUACACUAUGCUUAAUACGACACUCGUUCGGCCACCAUUCCAAAUUACUUCCGAUGGCUAUGUGUACUGUACAGAGAUUUUGGAUUAUGAAUCUCAGCAGUCUACGUACCAGUUUACCUUGGAAGCUUUCGAUGGGGGUGGACGCUAUUCGUCACCGACGGAGGUAGUAGUACGAGUACAUAAUAUUAACGACAUGGCGCCACAGUUUACGGAUCGACAUCAAACUGUGUACAUCGAAGAAAGUGCCGUCAUCAAUACAACAAUUGCUACGCUUACGGCAUUCGACGAAGACAGAAACACAACAGCGUUCACGUUCGUCAUAACCGACAAAGAACUCGCAGAGCGGUUCCUUGUUCGUCCCGAUGGAAACAUGGUCUUGUUGAAAAUGCUGGAUUACGAAGCCAAGCAAACGUAUCACGUAACCGUUCAGGUCAGUGACGGUCUAUUCUAUGCCAAAUUUCCCGCCAAAAUCGUCGUCGAGGUCGUCAAUGUCAACGAUCACUCUCCCGUUUUCCCGCCCUUUUACAAACGCCGAAUUCUGGAGAACACGCUGUCGGAACCAAACUGGCUGCAAGUAAAAGCAAAGGACGCAGAUGCUGGACAUUACGGAGAAAUCACCGCAUACAAAAUUCUCGAAACCGACGUUCCCUUCCGCUUGAACGGCAAAGGCAAAGUCGAAAACAUACGAUCCUUCGAUUACGAAAACGACCCUCGAACUUACGUGUUUACCAUCGUGGCAUUUGAUAGUUUGGGAUGGAACGGCUCCGUGCCGGUCAUCGUCCAGGUCGAGGACGCCAACGAUAACUAUCCGUCGUUUAACUCCACCGUCUAUAAAGCCAGCCUGCCCGAGAGUUCUCUGCCGGGAACGACGGUAACUCGCAUGACAGCCGUCGACGCAGACUCGGACGCAUUCGGACCGCUAACGUACACGUUUGUCGAAAACUCGACCGCUUUCGCAAUCGAUCCAUUAUCGGGAGUCGUAACAAGUCUGCAAACGUUCGACUACGAACGAGGCCAGCUCAUGUACUCACUAGCCGUAAUGGCCGUAGAUGGGGGCGGACGGUGGUCGACCGUUCUCUUAAUUGUAGAAAUUAUGAACAUGAACGACCAUGCUCCUGUGUUCAGACGAGAUGAGUAUAAGGUGUUGGUGCCCGAAACCACUUCUGUUGGUUCUGUUAUUCUGAGAGUAUUCGUGUUUGAUAGAGACGAAGAGGUUGGUAACCACAAAGUCACAUACGUCUUGUCCAGUCUGACCGCCUCUGGUGUCGCCGUAAAUCGAACGCUGAUUUCGAUCGACCACUGGGGACUGGUUGUGUUACAACAACAACUCGACUAUGAAACGAUGCCGACUACAUUCUACUAUUUCCUUACUGCCAUCGAUUUAGAGGGCUUUGCAUCAAAACCGGUCCCACUGACUAUUGUCAUAAUAAACGAAAAUGAUUCACCACCUGUUUUCACAAUCUUGAGCUACAGUAUAUCAUUGAACGAGAACCUAGACCCAGAUGCGGCUGGAACUAUAGUACAAGUCAAAGCCGAUGACUUAGAUCAAGAAAUAUCACAAGUAGAGUAUUUUAUAGCCGACAAUGAGUCCACCAUAUUCUCAGUCGAUCAAGAAGGAAAUGUGCUUCUACGGCGGCCACUGGAUUAUGAGCAAGAAGAUCGGUACGUCAUUACCGUGGCAGCAUACGAUGGUGAGCAUUGGUCACCAGAGAAUGCAACCGUUCACAUUCGAAUAACGGGAGAGAACGACAAUCGUCCGGAGUUCUCAAAAUCAGUGUACGAAGUGGACGUAUAUGAGGAUACACUUCCCGGACGUCUGAACGUUACAAUACUUGUAGUUGAUAAUGAUAGACACGAUCCGAGCCAGUCGUUUGAUCACGGCCGUGUGAGCAGUUUUGUCAUCCACCCGCCUGACUCUCCGUUUGAGGUCGUUCCGGGUACACGCUUCAGUCCACCCACGUUGGUACUAUUGCGAUCACUUGACUAUGAGUCUGGCGUUGAACGGUACAGUCUCGACGUCACAGCAUACGACGACGGUGGCUUAUCAUCUCUCAAUCACGCUAAAAUCUAUGUCGACGUGAUGGAUGUCAACGAAUUUCCACCUGAAUUUGAUGAGUACUCUUAUACCGCCGAACUGCGAGAGAACACGUUUCCACAACCCCAACAGGGAUAUCCGGUAGCCGCACUUCUUUAUAUUAAAGCUCAUGAUGGCGACCGUGGUAGUCAGAUCACUUACAAUUUAAGCGAUCACGUAGUUUCAAAGUUCGAGAUAGACUCAAAUGGAUAUUUGAUUGUCAAGUCGACAUUAGACUACGAGCACUCGGCCGUUGUAAACUUUAGCGUGACAGCUACAGAUGGAUUCUUCGUUUCAAGACCGGCUACGGUCGCUGUCAAUGUUGUGAACGUAAACGACGAACCUCCACAAUUCCUGGAAACGCUAUACAUCGCGUCGGUCAAAGAGAACACACUGCCUUUAGACCCUCUCGUAUUUUUUAAUGUAUCCGAUCCGGACGGGUACGAAAAACUCGAGUUUAACAUGGAAAGUCGCAGAUUACCGUUCAGAAUCAACGCAAGAGGAGAACUCUUUUUGACCCGACCAGUUGAUUUCGAGGCGAAUCAGCAGUUUGUGUUUACUGUGUCUGUGUCUGAUAUGAUUCAAAAGUCGUCACUUCCGGCUACCGUUGCGAUCGACGUUAUCGGUGUAAACGACAACUUCCCUGUCUUCAAACCGAUAAAAUACUUUGCUGAACUAUCGGAACUUGAUCCGUCAGGAACGAUGGUCGUCGAACUGACAGCGACUGAUGCAGAUCUCGACGACCGACAAGAAUCGGAGUUUAAUAGAAACGGCAAUCCCGGGGUUGUAUCUCAUUGUCGCUUCUCUGGCCAUAAUAGUACGAUGCCGUUUCUGCUGAACGAACCAUCAGAGAUGGGCACGAUUCGUGUCAUAACAUCACGCCCACUAGAUGCAGAGACUGAUCCCGAAGUAUUUGAGCUGCUCGUUGACGCUUUCGAUGGGAAGGGACUUCGUUCCAAAUUUCCCGCACAACUUCGCAUCAGGCUGUCGGAUUCUAACGACAACAGUCCACAUUUUGAACUACCGUACUAUUCGACUGCUGUACAGGAAAAUAGUCUUGACAUGAAUUUGACAGUGAAAGCUCACGAUCUAGACAAGAGCGAGAGAUGGAGUUCUGUUGUGUACAAGCUGGACAAACAAGACGGCUCUCUGUUUCAGAUCGACACAGUUUCAGGUGAGAUCACCCUAAAGCAGCCUCUUGACGCUGAGAUACACCCGUCGACGGUUCUGUUUACAGCCGUCGCAACGGAUAGUGGUAACCUGUCUUCAUCUGUUAACGUCAGUGUGUCGUUAAUUGACGUCAACGACGUUCGUCCUGUCUUUACCAGUUCAAGGUAUAUCGUAAGAGUAAAGGAGGAUGCUGGCAUGAACCAUACCAUCGCUCGCUUAUCUGCAUUCGAUGGCGACAAGAACGAGCAACAUUCCCAAGGUCUUACUUACCACAUACCAUUUCAGUCUUCCCAACAGUUUGUCAUCGACCCCCAGAACGGAGACCUCUUUCUGAGAGAGAAGUUGGACUACGAGGAAGGACCACGGGAAAUCACGCUGACCGUGGUAGCUCGUGAUGCGGGAAAUCUCACCGGUACUGCAGUUGCAUCAGUAAGAGUGAUGGACGUUAGAGACGUCCCUCCGUGCGCGUCCGAACGAACCGCGUCCGUUGCCGUCCGGGAAAACAGGCGGCCAGAAAGUCCUCUUACGCUUCAACCACACGUCACAUCGGAUGGCAACAAAUCGGUUUCGUUCGAGUUGUCGGAUUCCUAUAAUGACACUUUUUCGUUGGUAGAUGGGGCCUUGUUCCUGCUGUCUCCACUAGAUUUCGAGUUUCGCAGUCGAUACGUUUUGAAUGUGUUCAUCAGUGACGACGAAUUGGCGUGCCCCGAGCCUCUCGUCGUCACAGUUAACGUGCGCAACUUGAACGAACACCGUCCCAAGUUUUUAAACGAACGAAGAGAAUUCUCGGUGUUUGAGAACAGAGAGGCCAACACAACGAUCGGGUACGUUGUCGCAAGAGACUCGGACUACGGAGUAUUUGGAAACAUCGUCGACUAUUGGCUGGAUCCUGAUAAUGAUACAUUCGGUGUAUCGUCCGACGGUCGCCUAUAUUUGCUGCGGUUCCUUGACUUUGAGGUGGAUCCUAUAGAAUACGAGGUGGUCGUACGGGCUGUCGACGGUGGUGGUGAUCUGUCCGAGAACGUUUGUAAGGUCACAGUUGCUGUCUUGAACGAGAACGAUAAUCGACCAGAGUGGCCUAUGCCCUUUGUCAAUUUGACUCUCACUGAAGCACAAAAUAUUACGUCACCAGUCCUCCGUCUCGCUGCAAUCGAUCGAGACGGAAAUAGUCUCAAGUAUCGUUUGAAUAGAUCCGACCCGACAUUUUCUGUGUCCUCUACUGGCGACCUGUACGUGGUCGACGUCUUAGACUAUGAAGCAAAAUCUCAUUUCCAGCUGGUAGCGUUCGCUACAGACGACUUGUACGAGUCCCUUCCGUUGCAAGUGGAUGUCUUUGUGUUGAAUGUCAAUGAUAAUCAUCCCUACUUUCUUCAGUCAGUAAUCAACGCAACUGUAUUCGAGAAUAAAGCCGCAGGUACGUUACACCUGCAGUUUGCUGCCUGGGAUGACGACAUACAGACUAGCCAAGACCGUUCUGGAUACCAAGAGUCGCUCACAUUUUCGUUGAAACGACAGUCAGUCUCGAUGCCUUUUAAAAUCGUUCGUAACGGGUCGUUUUCCUACUUGACUAACAGUCGUGCUUUGGAUUACGAAACAGAUCGAUGUCGCUAUUUCAUAUUGGUAACAUGUACCGACGCUGGAGGCCUCUCAAGCAAAGAGCCUCUCACUGUGAUCAUCACAAUACAAGAUGAGAACGAGCAUCCUCCCGUUUUCGACCGAGAUGUGUUCAAUUUUACACUCAAAGAGCAUACUCUAUCUGCAUUUCGGCUGCUAGCUGUUGACGGCGAUCGCAACGAGUUCUGUGAGAGCAGUCCGGCGAGAUCCCCGCGUUACUACAUGUCUCACGUGACCAACACAACUCUAGUGACUUCAAAGGUUCCGUUCAGAGUCAGCACGAUCGGUUACCUCCUGACGACAACAUCAUUAGACUACGAGAAGAACGACACACAGUACAGUGUUGUCGUCGUGGCUGUAGAUUCGGGUGGCCUCGAUUCUCGUGCUCUACUUCGCAUCAGCGUCGAGGAUGUCAACGAAUUUGCGCCCCGUUUCCUAUACUCUAGCUACAACUUUACAAUAUACGAGAACGCGCUACCGCAAUCGGCGUCGGAUUGGUACGUCAAAGCUGUCGACGACGACGGUGGAUAUACGUAUGGUACCGUAACUACAUACACCGUCAUCACCAAAGACUCUGAUUCGGCUCCCUUCGCAGUCGAUGAGAGCGGGCGUGUGACUCCUAGAGAGCCACUGGAUUACGAGGCUAUCACUUACUUUCGCUUCGGACUUCAGGCAUUCGACGGCGGCGGUCUCGGAUCGAAAGAAGUCGCCGUCGUCAACGUCUUCGUGCUGAACGAGAACGACAACGCGCCCGUAUUUCUACGUUCAGACUAUUCGUUUGCGAUCGAGGAAGACGCUCGCCUCGAUACCACAAUAGGCACUCUCGACUGGAUCGACGCAGACGGUACGGAACAAGACAUGGUGUUUACUGUUGUAGACGACGAUUCGUCCGGACAGUUUUGGGUAGAUCUCAAUGGCUCCAUCGUGGUCGGACAAGAAUUGGACUACGAGACAAAAACAAACUACACGAUAUAUGUUCGUAUAUUCGACGGAGUCUUUAAUUCGUCUGACGUGGCACACGUGCGGAUUGCGAUAAUCAACGUGAACGAACACGCUCCCGCCUUUUCGCAUCACUACGUCCGAGCACUCGACGAGAACACCGUCGCUAACCACAGCUGGUUUGUUGUUACCGCAACAGAUGCCGACUCCGGACUGAUGGGUGACGUCGUCGAGUAUAGAAUCGUCCAAGAUGUUCCGUUUGUUAUCAAUAAUCUGGGAGUGGUAACAAACUCUCGAAUGUUCGACUACGAAGCUGACCAACAGCAUUUCGAUUUUGCGAUCACCGCUAUUGAUUACGGUGGGAAAAAUGCAUCAGUUUCGGCUACAGUGACAUUAAAUGAUUUGAACGAGUUUCCACCUCGAUUUGAACCGGAUCGCUACUUAGCGAGUAUAAUGGAAAACACUCAACCGGAGAGCGUUUCUCUUACUGUCCUGCGAAUAAUUGACAACGACGGAAGCGACCGUUUUGGCGUCCGCUCUGUAGCUUUCUCUUUGUCAGACCCACUUGGUGCCUUUCACGUCGGUGCCAGGAGUGGGAGGAUCGUGCACACGCGAAGGCUCGAUUACGAAGCCGAUCCGUCGUCUGUCUCAUUGGUGGUGACGGCGCUCGACGGCGGAGGCUUGUCAUCGACGGCGACCGUUACGGUUCAUUUAAUAGACGAGAACGACCACGCGCCGUACUUCCCCGGACCUACCAACGUCACAGUGGGAUUUCCCGAGAACGAGACGAUGAAGGACACUUUGGUUACUCAGGUGUUGGCGAGGGAUGACGACGCUGGAGUGGCGUAUUCCAAAAUAACGGGAUACCGUAUAGAGUCUCUAGAUCCUAAACGCAAGCAAUUACCCUUUGUUGUCGAUGCCACAGGUUCAGUGCGCUUACGGCGCGCACUCGAUUAUGAAUCGGAUCCUAGUUCGUUCAAAUUCAUGAUAAUGGCGGUCGACGGAGGCGGUUUGUGGUCGCAACCCGUUCGAAUUGCGUUUAAUCUCUACAACGUGAACGACAACCCUCCCGCCUUCUUACAAACUCGUUAUGAAAUCGCGGUACCAGAAUCCACCAUCCCCGAUAACGUGAAUCCAUUACUACAUUUUGGUGUAUCAGACCGAGACGGCAUCGGACGGCUAGUGUUCACGUUAAGAACCGACGCGACUAAUCUUUUCUUUGUGACCAGUGCCGGAGACCUAAUGCUACAAGAGCCUCUCGACUAUGAAACUAAAAAAUUGUGGGAGAUAACCGUGAUGGUCUCGGAUGGCGAGUUGCAAGCAGAGAAGGAUGCUAUGGUUACAGUCAGAGUAAAAGCCGUCAACGAAUAUUCGCCAACGUUUGUUGAGAAUGACGUCGUUGUCGAGAUCGCUGAAAACGAACCUGCUGGCUCGACUAUCGCCAAGCUUACCGCGGGUGAUCGUGACGCGGACACGGACGAGCCCAUUCUUCCUUGGCACGGCACAAUUGUCGCUUUCUUUGUAGAGAACGCUGGCGUUCCCUUCCGAGUGGCGUCCAUCUUCUUCCGGGUGUCGGAAAGAAUCGCCGAGGCUGCCGUCAUAACUACUCGACCUCUGGAUUUCGAGACGGAUACGCGUACGUUUGAGUUCACGGUAACGGCGUGGGACGGAGGUGGUAGGAAAGCAUCCGUUCCCGCCAAGGUCACCGUCAGAGUAGUAGAUAUCAACGAGUACCGACCGGUAGUGUUUCCGGAUCGAUUUGUUGUAAACGUGAUGGAAAACUCGCUCUCACGAGGCGAAUUACUGCGAGUGAAUUCCUCGGAUCGAGAUAUUUUUCAGGUAUUGACAUUAUCCGUAUCUGGUUGCUCGAAUUCGUUUACAAUAAACAGUAUGGGUGUUCUAAUGCAACGGCUGCCUCUCGAUUUCGAAACGUCGCCUCGAUGUCUGUUACGUCUCGACGCAUCGGACGGACAAUGGAACGCGACACGCCCGGCAAUGGUCACCGUAAUCGUCGAGAACGAGAACGACAACGCGCCCGUAUUUCUACAAAAGACGUACAUGGUCAACGUACGCGAAAGUCAAUUGCCACCAUAUCCAAUCGUGCGGUUGUCAAUCCACGAUGCGGACGGUACCGACACUCACUUCAAUUUUUCUACAUCACCAGAUAUGUCGUCCAUCGUUGCCAUUAAUUCCACUGGCGACAUCUUUCUCUUGAAACCGCAAGACUACGAAGAGAAACAAUUUAUCGAGUUUGACGUCAGUAUGUCCGACGGUGUCACCUCCGCCGACGGCGUGGCUCGCGUCACAAUAAGCAUCGUCGGUCUCAACGAGUACCCGCCCGAAUUCGUUCUACUGUCUACGAAUGUUUCGAUCGACGAAGAUGUCGAUGGUGGAACAAUAGUCGCUCGAUUAAAUGCGACAGACAAUGAUCGAUGUCCGGUCUAUGAUAACAGCGGCAACUGCUCCAUUUCUAGAUGCGAAUUGGAAGACGACGACGUGCCGUUCUACGUCUCCAGUAGCCGCAGCGGUACGUGUCUUCUAAAGUCUUCAAAAUCGUUCGAUUACGAGAGCGGAAACCGCCGGUAUGACGUCGCAGUUUACGCUCUCGACGGACAAGGACUGCGAUCGACGGUUCCGUGUCGUGUCGCCGUCUCAAUCAGAGACGUCAACGAAUUCAGUCCGGAGUUCAGCCGCCAGUUGUUCACGAUCACGGUGCCGGAAGGCAAAGACUUCCAACUACGAGUUUCUGCCGAAGACAGAGACGGUGGCGAAUCAUGCGGGUCGGUGUCGUACCACCUUCCCGAAGAUGUCGGAAACUUUACUAUCGAUCGCAUCAGUGGCGUCAUAAGACCGACGUACUCGCUUGACUACGAGACCACACGAGAGUUUGUUUUCAAUGUCGUCGCUGCGGACAUGUGCGGCAGCAGCAGCGUCGCAAAAGCAUUCGUCUCGAUAACCGACGAAAACGAGUACAGCCCGGAGUUCGAUCGACGCGUCUACGUGAUCGAUAUUCGAGAAGACGAGCCUCUCGGCGCCAGCGUAUUCAAUUUCACGGCGUUCGAUCGCGACGGAAGCUCCGCUUACGGAGAAAUCGUCAAUUACCGACUAGUUCGAUCGGAUCGCUACUUGCCGUUUGCAAUGAGUGCGACGGGUAUGCUGUACGUGUCCGGUUCACUCGACAGAGAGACCGUUUCGGAAUACUCGAUGACGAUUGAAGCUGUCGACGGAGGAAACCUAACCGGCACGGCAAUAGUGAAAGCAGUAGUUAGUGACGUCAACGACAACCCUCCCAUGUUUGACAACAGGCAAUACUCGUUUAACGUGACCGAAAACUGUAAAGCUAAAAACGGUGAUCGGUGUCUAGUUGGCUGGACAGUAGCUGUCGACGAUGACUCUAAUUCUUCUCUAUCGUACUCAUUGCACGGAGACGCUUUCAUGUUCGUUAUUGAUGCGCACGGUCGUCUAUCUGUACACCACUCUCUCGACUUCGAGACUCAAUCCACGUAUGUAUUCAACGUGCGUGUGUCGGACGGCGCGUUUGAGGACUCCGUCACUGUGAGAGUGACCGUCAUCGACGUCAACGACAACCCUCCAUAUUUCGAUACAUGUUUGACUGGCUGUUGUGAGGAACCGCCGUCCAGUCGAUUUGUUGUGGUCCACGCGGAUGUUGUAGAGAACUCGGUGAAUCCACGUCCACUGCUAAGAUUUACGGCGUGCGAUCGUGACGGCGAUCAUCUAACCUACACUAUACAACUCGAGACUGGAAAUCUGUCUACUCUAUUACUAAACAUUGGAGACACCGGAGCUGAAAUGUAUCAGGUCGGUCCUGUCGACUAUGAAACAUAUCCACAAAUGGUGAUAUUAUUGACAGCGACAGAUGGGAGUUUCAAUUCGAGCAACGCUUUGCGCGUAAUCGUUUCCGUCGAGAAUGUCAACGAUUGCCGUCCGGUCUUGGAUGUGCCGUCCGGUGCAUUUUUGAACGAAAACGCGCCGCCUGACACGACCGUCGUCACCAUCAAAGCGACAGACUGCGAUACGGAGACCGGAGCGGUCGACAUCUUCUCUCACAUUGUGUCGAUCGCGGUAACGAACGCGGUACCGUUCCGAGUCGUCGUCAAUCGUACCGCGCAGUCCGUCGCAAUCGUCAACACAGAGAGUCUAGAUUUCGAGAAGGACACAUCACACUUCGUAGUUCGACUUCAAGCGACGGACGUCGGCGGCCUACUCUCCGACACCAAAACUGUAACCGUACACCUACGGGACGUCAACGAGCAUGCCCCUACGUUUACUGCCGAAUCAUAUAGAACGACAAUCAAAGAAAAUGUAAGAGGCCUCGUACUUUCGAUCGCAGCGCUGGACGCAGAUGGAAGCGACAAGUACGGAAGAGUCGGAUACCGUAUAGUAGACACUAAUUCACAUGUGGACGUUUUAUCCAACGGUAGUAUAGUUGUGAUUUCCUCUUUCGAUGCUGAGCAGGAUGAAAGCCCGUAUAUGCUUCAAGUGAUUGCAUUCGACGAAGGAGGUUUGUCUAGUACCGCCAACGUCACCAUUAAUGUAGAGGACGUAAAUGAUCAUGAACCCAAAUUUGGUAAGAGUAGCUACGACGUCGUGUACGGUGUGAAUUGCUCACAUCUGCUGACGGUCGAAGCUACAGACGGAGACAGAGAUGCUCCCUUCAAUUCUAUUGUCGAGUAUCGGAUUAUUGGCAAUGUUCCUUUUGCAGUCGACAAUAUGGGAAAUGUUUUCAUCGACGGCGCUGUUGUUGUCGACCCAGAAUUACAACGCAAUUUUUCGUUUCACGUGGUUGCAGUGGAUGGCGGAGGGUCGUCGAGCAAAGAAGUGAGCGUCCGAGUUAGGGUUCCGUCGGGUCGCCAGCACCUUGUGCCCUUGCUAAGUCAAGAGUCUGUAGCAGCGAGUAUUAGAGAAGACGCAGCCUUGGGUUCUACGUUUCUGUUUCUAACAACGACAAAUACGGAUAUCGACGUAGACGCCGUUACGUACCAACUCAUGGACAUG